Molecule: messenger RNA, 555 nt
Organism: Chironomus riparius
Lineage: Eukaryota; Metazoa; Arthropoda; Insecta; Diptera; Chironomidae
Source: the annotation of a GenBank genome assembly
AUGCAAUUGGACACGUUUUACUAUGGAAAAAUUCCAUUAAUUCUCAACGGAACUAAGCAAGAAGUUUUGGACUUUACAGCAACGGAAGUUCAAAUUGAAGCUGCAUUUGAGAUGUUUCGACAAUUUCCAACUAUUGAGUCAUUCACUUUGAUCAUCAACAACACCGACAUCUGCAGCGAUGCAAUUGAGAAAGUCAUCAACCCAAAAACUUAUCUUUUUGACAAACUUGAUGAAUUUAAGCUAAUUGACAAGUCUGGUUUUAGAGGACUUUUUGGGGUGUUCCUGGGAUUUUUUAAAAACUUAAGGAACAUCAAGAAGCUCACAUUUGAUACGCAAGAUAGAAACAUUCUUGUUAUCCUUGAGGAAUGUCUCCCAAAAAUGAGGAACUUGGAGGAAAUUUGUUUGACAUCAAAAUUGCCAAAUUCAGUCAAAAGAUUUGAAAUAAUUAAAAAGUUGGUCAAAGGGUUGAAAAAGUUAACAAUUCCUGCAGAAUUGGUAACAAUUGCUGAGAAGAUUUUUGAUAUUCAAGUCGAAAUUGUGGAAAUUCAACCAUAA